Molecule: messenger RNA, 3044 nt
Organism: Pleuronectes platessa (European plaice)
Lineage: Eukaryota; Metazoa; Chordata; Actinopteri; Pleuronectiformes; Pleuronectidae
Product: B-cell receptor CD22
Exons: 14
Coding region: 251-2512 (753 amino acids)
Source: RefSeq, a predicted model, not a curated record
UGCAUCUGCGUGCAGAUACUGUGAGAAGCUUAAAACUCUAUCACCGUAAUCAUAACACCUACAAGAAGCUGUUUUCUAGCUUGCCUGACAGGGGAUGAUGAUCAUUUUUUUACAUCCCCUUUCAAGGUGUAGAAACUUCCUUUUUCUGUAAAGUCUCAUUCUCGGAGUGAGGCUGUGUGUGACAGACUGAUACAAGUGGGUCCUCUGAGUUUUUAUUAUUUUCAGAAAUCCAGUUGUAGUCCCACAUGAGAUGGAGGCUCAGACAGUCAAGUGGUUGGUUUUUCUGGCCCUAAUAAAACAUGUUUCUACAAGUCCCUUUAAACUAGAACCUGGUGGGCUGCUGGCUACUGAGGGAUCCUGUGUUGAAAUUAAAUGCCAAGUCACAAGAGAUGUCGAUGAUCAUGAUGCAUACUGGUUUUGGAUGAAAGACUAUACAUCCACUGUCAUUUACAGCACAAACACCGUGACACGUCCGGUCAGUCCUGACUUUGCAAACAGAGUGAAUUACAUUGGUUCUCCAUCUUCAAGUUGGCAGAAUGCUAACUCUGCCGGGCCGAAGCCACUGUGCAAUAUUUUGAUCUGUGACCUGAGAAGAAGUGACAGCGGAAAGUAUUCUUUGAGAUUCGAAGGGAGGGAGCAAUGGUCAUCUGAAGAAGUUACCCUCAGUGUUGAAGUAAACCGAUGCCCGCUCACUUUUGAGGGACCAGCUGCUGUGGUGGAGUCCGACGUGGUCACACUCACAUGCUCCACUUCAAGUUCAUGUCCUUCACACCCUCAGAUUCAAGAUGUGACUCAGAUCGACCGGACACAGGUCACAGGCUAUCAUCAGGAUAAGGAGAGAACCACCACCUUCAGCUUUACAGCCAGCAGGGAGGAUGAUGGGAGAGAGUUUUCAUGCCAAACACAGGACAACACGGACAAAUAUUUGAUCAGGAAUAUUAAAGUCACUGUUAAAUACCCGCCCACUGAACCUAAACUGUCUAUGAGGUCUGAGGUCACAGAAGGUCAGACCAUCGCCGUCAGCUGCACUGCUGAAAGUUUCCCACAGUCAACUCUCACCUUGAUGAAGAUCAACACAAAUCCUCAGUCUUUAAAAAGCACUGAAAAUAGUAUUUAUUCACAAACCAGCAACUCUCUCUACCACACGUUUACUGUGACUUCAUCCGACGCUGGCUUGUACUUCUGCCGUGCCCAGAACACUGAGGGCUCAAAGGACAGCAAGCAGAAGAAGUUGGUGGUGAAAUACAGUCCCAAACAUGUGACAGUUCAAGCCAAUCCUGGUCUUGAUGUGAAGGAAAAUGUUUCGUUGACACUGAGCUGUUCUGCCGAGUCCAACCCACCAGUGAGCUCUGUCACCUGGAGGAAGACGACUGAUGGGAGAGAGGAAAUCAUCCAACAGACUCAGACUCAGAGCUUCAGGGUGAAUUCAGCCAGUCCCUCUGACAGUGGACUGUACAGCUGUGAAGCCACCAAUGACAUUGGAAGUGGAAAGUCACAGCCAGCUGAGGUUAAAGUCAGAUUUUCUCCAAAACACACACACAUCACGGAGUCGUCAGAGAAGCAGGAGCUUGACGGGAGGAGCUCCGUGAUGCUGAGCUGCUUCAGUCACAGCUUUCCCCCAGUCCAACACUACUCAUGGUACAGGAAGAGUCAGGAAGAGGAAAAGGAUGAACUUGUGUCUGAGCAUCAAAACCACACAGUGUACUCAAACCAGCCAGGAGUCUACUACUGCAUCGCACAAAAUGAAGCAGAUCAAAGUUUGUCUGAUCCCGUCCAUCUGUUUGAACCCACAGGAAACAGUCUGCACAUCCUGAAGUUCCUCCUUCCUGCUCUACUUGUCCUGAUGAUUAUCUUUUUAAUCGUCGUAGUUUUAAGAAGAAGGAAGAAGAAAUCAUUUCAACAAGGAACAACAAACAGAACAUUCUUAAUUGUUUGUUUGGGUUGGUGGAAUGGUACCAGGAGGAGGAGUCUGACAAAUGACAACGUCUCUGUGGAGCCUUUCAGGAACAGAGACGACCUCUUAUCAGAGCAGCUGAGGCAUGUAUUGGCCCAACGACACCAGCCUCUUCCAGACAGCACGCCUCUGACCGACAUCAACGUUGUUUACAGCAUUUUGAAACUGCCCCAGGUCGCCCCUCAACAAAACCCCACAAGACAGCAAGAUGGAAACACCGAGGAGGAUUCUGUCAUCUAUGCUUCUCUGGUCUUUAAGAAUAAGAUAAAUAACAAGGAAACAAAGGUGGAAGAAGACUCUGUGUAUGCGAAGGUGUCCAACCCAACACGAGUUAAAAAGAAUGAACCAGAGAUCCUGCAGGACUAUGAAAACAUUAGUAAUGCAGCUGCACGUGCACCAACAUCUCCAAAUCUAUUGGACGACCACACCAGUGAAGGUGAAGUGGAGCUGAACUUUCCACAGGUGAGAUUCACAGCGACGCCCCGACAUCAGACGACCAACAGAGACUCCAGCAGCUCACACCAAGAUGAGAGUCUUUACUCUAACGUCAGGAUUUGACCCGAUAUGUUCUCGUCCUGCUUUUUACAGCUACCUCGGGCCUGAGGAAGUUUAUAUUCACAAUAAGUCAUCACAGAGAGUCUGAAGAGUUCAUGUGUUCAAAUAAAUAGGUCGUAAUCGGAAAUCUACAGUAUUUUAAAGCUACAACAAAACCGCGCGUGUUGCCAUUAAGAGUAUUUUAAUACUAGUUAGCAAGAAGGCACAGAAGUCACAUUACUGAGCUAAAAUGUAUAAAUGUUUAAAACUGUUAAUUAAAGGUUUUGGGGGAAAUAGUGAACUCAGCUAAAUGUGAGGGAUAAAAGGUUGAAAUCUUUAUUUUGCAACUUAAAAUGUAAAUAAUGUGAGUGUAAAAUGAUUGUAUAAUUAACUUUUUAUAUAAUCUAUAAAUGACAUGCAGUUAGAUAAGAAAUGCUGAGAAUCACUGCUGAAUUUUUUUUUUGUCCUUUCCAGUGUUGUGAACUUAAUCCAAACCCACACACCUGAAAUGUAAAUAUCCUGUAGCUCAAAAUAAAAUAAAAUAUGUUGGAACUAA